Messenger RNA from Lolium rigidum, 2819 nucleotides. RefSeq names its product G-type lectin S-receptor-like serine/threonine-protein kinase At2g19130. Gene Ontology annotation, molecular function: protein serine/threonine kinase activity; ATP binding. The transcript has a single exon. The record is from RefSeq and is a predicted model, not a curated record. The coding region runs from base 188 to 2686 and encodes 832 amino acids. Gene Ontology annotation, biological process: recognition of pollen; protein phosphorylation. Lineage: Eukaryota; Viridiplantae; Streptophyta; Magnoliopsida; Poales; Poaceae.
GGCUCGCGCGCACCAGUUUCAAGUGGCUCUGUGGCAGCCGACGACUCCAAAGUCGUCGGCGUUUCUUCCCCAUCGGCCAACCCAACUCAACAUGGUUCCUAUAUAUGUAGUGCGUGUUCAGCUCAGCAACCACAUACACCAUCUUCUUCCUCUUUUCUUAGAGUAGCAGCACACACAAGGUGCAUUCAUGAGCUUCCUCUUUUCUCCAAUUUAUCAUUCACGGUACUCGUCCCCAUGCAUGGCUACCCUCUACAUACUACUCGGCCUGCUCCUCCUUCCAUGCUCCUCCUCUGCAAACGAUACUCUCACGGCAGGCCAGGCGCUUGCGGUCGGGGACAAGCUUGUCUCGAGCAACGGCAAGUUCGCGCUCGGCUUCUUCCAGCCAGCCGCAAGCACCAUUACUAGUAAGUUCACCAACAUCACCUCCACAGCUAACUGGUACCUCGGCAUAUGGUUCAACCAGAUACCAGUUUUUACUACCGUGUGGGUCGCCAACAGGGACCAGCCGAUCCCCAAUGACCCCAAGCUCAACCUGACCACACACCUCAAAAUCUCAAGCAAUGGCAACCUUAUCAUCGUCCACGAUGAAGUUGUUAUAUGGUCCACUCAUAUUACACCCAAUAGCAGGAUACGACCCAGCAUAAACACCACAAGUGUAGUUCUCAUGAACAGUGCGAACCUAGUUCUCACAUCAUUAUCUGACCAAGUGUUGUGGGAGAGCUUUGACUACCCAACAGACGUUGUGCUUCCUGGUGCAAAGUUUGGCUGGAACAAGGUCACCCGCUUGAACCGCAGGGGCAUCUCGAAAAAGAGCACCGUCGAUCCGGGGCUUGGCUACUAUAGCAUUGAACUGCAGACCAACGGCAAUGGGAUAAUGCUCAAGCGCCGCAAACCUUCGCUGGUGUAUCGGACUUAUUUAUCUGAAACAUCAUCCAUACUGAAAUUAUUACCCAGAGUCAAGAAGAUUCUAGAACUGGUUCCACAAACCAAAGGCGUGGUUAUUCCAUAUUAUGUUAGUAACAAGGAAGAGGAGUAUUACAUGUACAAUUCAACAAAUGAAUCAGCUUCCUCAUUUCUCUCGCUAGACAUCUCUAGUCAGAUCAAGCUGAAUAUUUGGUCACAAGCCCAAGGAUCUUGGCAAGUUGUACUAGACGACCCCAUUGAUGUCUGCACUCCACCUGCUACAUGCGGACCUUUCACGGUCUGCAAUGGCAAAGCACAGCCAUCUUGUGGCUGCAUGGAGAGCUUUUCUAAGAAGUCACCGCGGCAUUGGGAGUUUGGUGAUCGAUCACACGGCUGCGUCAGAGAUUCACCGCUAUAUUGCACUAGUAACAAGAACACCACAAGUUCAACAGACAUGUUCCAGCCAAUUUCUCAGGUUACAUUGCCCUACAACCCGCAAAGAACGGACCUUGCUGCCUCUCGCAGGAACUGUGAGGAAUCUUGUCUCAGUUCCUGCUCUUGCACCGCUUACUCCUAUAAUAACAGCAUAUGCUCUGUCUGGCAUGGGAAACUGCUUGGUGUAAAUUUGAACGAUGACAUUGAAAUUUCUUCUGAAGAUACUCUUUACCUUCGUCUUGCUGCCAAAGAUGAGCCAAUUUUGCAAAAGGACAAAAGAAAACCAAAUGUUGGAGUUGUUAUGGCUGCAAGCAUUAGUAGUUUUGUGUUACUAAUGCUCAUGUUCUUGUUAGUGAUUUGGAGGAACAAACUCAGGUGGUGUGGUUCGCCACUAUAUUGCAAUCAGGGCACUACUGGUAUUAUAGCGUUUAGAUACACCGAUUUAUCUCAUGCUACUAAAAACUUCUCUGAAAAGCUGGGAACAGGUGGUUUUGGUUCUGUAUAUAAGGGAGUGUUAAGUGAUUUGACUACAAUAGCAGUGAAAAGGCUUGAUGGUGCACGCCAGGGAGAGAAGCAAUUUAGAGCCGAGGUGAGCUCAAUCGGAUUGAUCCACCAUGUCAACCUAGUCAAAUUGAUUGGUUUCUGCAGCCAAGGUGAUAAUAGGUUACUUGUGUAUGAACACAUGUCAAAUGGAUCUCUUGAUGGUCACCUUUUUAAGAACAAUGUCGUACUAAAUUGGGACACAAGGUACCAGAUAGUCCUAGGAGUUGCUAGAGGAUUGUCCUACUUGCAUCAGAGUUGUCACGAAUGCAUCAUACACUGUGAUAUUAAGCCAGAAAAUAUACUUCUAGAUGCAUCAUUUUUUCCUAAAAUUGCUGACUUUGGAAUGGCAGCAUUUGUGGGAAGAAAUUUUAGCCGAGUCCUGACUACAUUCAGAGGAACAGUAGGUUAUCUUGCCCCGGAGUGGCUGAGUGGAGUUGCCGUUACACCAAAGGUUGAUGUUUACAGCUUUGGCAUGGUAUUGUUUGAAAUCAUAUCAGGAAAGAGGAAUUUUCCUGAAGCACAUUCGGACAACAAUGAUCAUGUUGAAUAUUUCCCCAUGCUAGUUGUCAGCAAACUUUACGAGGGAGAUAUGCAUAGUUUGGUGGAUCCACGGUUACAUGAAGACUUCAAUGAGGAACAGGCCAAACGGAUUUGCAAAGUCGCAUUAUGGUGCAUCCAAGACAAUGAGCUUGAUCGGCCAUCGAUGGGUGAAGUUGUUCGGGUUCUUGAGGGUCUCCAGGAAAUUGAUAUGCUUCCGAUGCCAAGACUACUUGCAGCUAUAACUAAACACUCUAAUUCAUCUUGAGUGUAAGAGCUUUCAAAAAAAGAACUUGAGUGUAAUGAUUUACAAAUCUAAGUCACGAUCAGUGUUACUAAUUUUUAUUUCAGCAAAACUUGACCUCGUAUUGUGUAAUAAUAAAGGAAGGAAAUUGUGCAAA